GGUUGACCAUGAAGCUCCUCAUGGUAAGCCGAGAGUCUGUUUCAGCCCUCCACUGAACGUAUUCUCACCAUGUCUGAAGUUACAGAUGAGUUUGCAUCGAGGAGGAACGGACCAGAAGCUUCAGGAAAGAACCACAUGAUCAACGUCCAGCCUUUGAAACGAAGCGAGAUGCAGCCCUCGUAUGCACAGGACCUAGGUACUGGGGAGGUCACUCAUGGUUUCUAUGGGUCAUUCCUCCAAGGUCUUGGUACUUGUGUCGGGUUCCUCGGCGCUAUUCCUUGCUGCCCUUUGCCAAAUCCAUUCCGAAAUGUCCAGCAAGGUUCGGUUGGUCUGGUCACACGUUUCGGCCACUUCUAUAAAUCGGUUGACCCUGGUCUCGUACAAGUCAAUGUCUGCACGGAAGACGUGCGCAUUGUCGACGUCAAAAUUCAGAUCAGCGCUAUCGGCAGGCAAACUGUCAUCACUCGUGACAAUGUUAACGUGGAAAUCGAUUCUGUCAUCUACUUCCAGAUCGUGAACCCUUAUCGUGCUGCCUUUGGCAUCAGUGACCUACGCCAGGCACUCAUAGAACGUGCUCAGACCACCCUGAGACACGUCGUUGGUGCUCGCGCAGUUCAAAGCGUCGUAACUGAGCGCGAAGCUAUCGCCUUUGAAAUUGCUGAGAUUGUCGGCGAUGUCGCCGACAAAUGGGGCGUUGCUAUCGAAGGUAUCCUCAUUAAGGAUAUUAUUUUCAGCCCCGAAGUCUCCGCUUCUCUCUCUUCUGCUGCGCAGCAGAAGCGUAUUGGAGAGUCCAAGGUCAUUGCAGCCCGCGCAGAAGUUGAUGCUGCUCGCCUUAUGCGCCAAGCAGCCGAUAUCCUCGCAUCGCCAGCUGCUAUGCAAAUCCGUCAGCUGGAGGCUCUACAGCAGAUGGCCAAGUCUGGUAACACCAAGGUUGUUUUCGUUCCUAUGCAACUCCAAAGCGACGUUGUUGGUAGACUCGGCUCCAGCAGUAAUGCUGAGGCAUCGGGGUCUGGACUGCGUGAUGAAGCAGGCGAGGCCCUUACUGGUGCUGGUCGUGCUGGUCUUCUAGCCAGCAUCGCGGAUGUAUGAUCUCCUAUCUUGAUUCAGUGGACGAUUCCCAAUUUGUUGCUCUAUCUAUCCAUGUAUUUUUCACGGAUAUCUUAUUGACCCUGUUUGUUCAUGACUCAACGCCUUUUGUCCCUUAGCUAAGUUUUGUAGUGCCUUGUGUAUGCUUUAAUGCCAUCUGAUGAUUUAACGUAUCCAUACGG
Suillus clintonianus is the source of this 1268-nucleotide messenger RNA. RefSeq lists its product as uncharacterized. The transcript is spliced from 5 exons. The coding region runs from base 70 to 1089 and encodes 339 amino acids. Lineage: Eukaryota; Fungi; Basidiomycota; Agaricomycetes; Boletales; Suillaceae. The record is from RefSeq and is a predicted model, not a curated record. Gene Ontology annotation, cellular component: plasma membrane.